This is a messenger RNA of Harpegnathos saltator (Jerdon's jumping ant), 6301 nucleotides long. Its product is annotated as echinoderm microtubule-associated protein-like 2. Bases 1007 to 3694 code for a protein of 895 amino acids. Gene Ontology annotation, cellular component: mitotic spindle. Gene Ontology annotation, biological process: microtubule cytoskeleton organization. Gene Ontology annotation, molecular function: microtubule binding. The transcript has 18 exons. The record is from RefSeq and is a predicted model, not a curated record. NCBI's taxonomy places the organism in Eukaryota, Metazoa, Arthropoda, Insecta, Hymenoptera, Formicidae.
GUAACGUUGGGGCGGUCGCACGGGAGACACACGUGUUACACGAGCAGCAGCGCGGCGCGCGAGCGCGAUGGAGUCGGCGUCGGCGUCGGCGUCGGCGACGUUCUCGCGACGGACGAGCGCAGCAGUUUUCGAGGGCGAAGACCGGCCGUGUUAGUCGACGGGAUCCGCGAGGGAUCGACUUCCGGCGAGUCGGAAGCACCCUGACGCCGGCGUGUCCGUUCCGUUGCGCUGCGUAUCGCGGACGCGUCCCGCGGAAGUUCCCGCCGUCGAAAACGACGGAGGCCUCGGCGGCGGCGGCAGGUGUGUCGUUCGCACUCGACUUCGCGCUGGACUCGUGUAAUCGAUGAGUCUUUCGCUCGAAACCGCGGCACGCGGAAAUGCCCAGGCGCUCUCGCGCGCUCUCUCGCUCUCGCUCUCGCUCGCUACCCUCUUUUACGCUCUAUUUUUCGCCCGUGCGACAAGUGAAAGCCUUGGCCGGCAAGGCUGUCGGGGUUGAUUCUUCUGGUUGUUGUGCCGCUCGACGCGGAUGUGGCCGCGGUGUCGAUGAACGACCUGGUCGUUGCCGGACGACUCGGGAUGUCGGUGUGUGUCGAUUGUGCGAGCUGAUUUCUGUUGACUCGGCUCGGCUGGUGCCUCGGCGGAAAAUUCAUUUCGCUCGUGGCUGCGCGGCUCGAGCGCGCCCGGAGCGCUUCCGCACGGUGGAUCCUCUCCACGUCGAUAUCAAUCGCAGACGAUGCAACUAAGAAUAGUCGCGUAGGCGAGCAGCGAGGCACGCCGUCGUGGAGCCUAGCAGGAAGCUAGAAAAAGCUGGGAAACUCGGAACGGCCGCUGCUCAUUAGUUGUCGUUUCGGGGGAAAGCGAGUCGACAGAGUGCUGAGAGCGCGCGUCGGCGCAUGAAAGGCAUGCCCCGCUCAACGCAUGGUGCAUUGCCUCUGUUUGCGCUCGUUAAUCAGUUCAAUUGAAUAACGUAUUAAUACAUCGGGGUCACCGCGAGGGGUUAAUCGCAAUGUCCACGCCGGACACGAUGGAUACUAUCGACGAGGCGGAGCAAGCGUGGCAUGAGAUGCUGGAGUGCGAGACCGGGUCCCUUUUGGGUAGAGUGGCCGACCUCGAGAGGCAGUCGUUGGCGCAGAGGGAUGAGAUAGUAUGUCUCCGCGCCACUCUGGCGGACGCGCUAAGGCGGAUCGCCCAGCUCGAGGGCAGAGAGAAGCGCGAGGAGGAGAGGAACGAGAGGAGAAACGAGAGGCUGGUGUCCUCGCCGUUGAGGAACGGCCACGUGCCUCUCAGGAGUAGUCAAAAUUCGGUGCCACAAAAGGACCCGAGGCUGCGCCAGACAGGUGGUCUCAGGAAUUCCUCUUCCUCGGGAUCGUCGCAGGACGUCCGUGACGCGACGUCCAGUCCGAGGCGGCCUGUCAGUUACGUGCAUCCCUCUCAACUACCCCAAAGAAGAUCCGUCCAUUAUCAGUCAACAGGAUCUUUACAUUCGGAUAGCCCGAGUAGUAGUAGCGUCUCUCCGGUGCCAUCGCCAAGCCCUAGAGCUACACCACUGCCUGUAGCCAGAUCGCCCACUGCAAGAUCAAACGGACCGCCGCAGAGCAGCCUGAGAAGAGCGAAGAGAUGGUCGUCCACCGGCGAUUUUACACACUCGCCGCAAAAUCAGGGAAGCAAUUCCCAGCUCGUCGGUAGCAGAUUGUCCGCAUCCACCAAGUCCCUGUUCAACCUGUUCAAGCCACCGGCCAUGAACAACGUCAAGCACGGCACCAGAGACAUGCAGUACAACGAGGAGGAAAGCACCGUUCGCAUGUACCUGCGCGGCCGACCGGUCGUCCUUUACGUACCCACGCCUAUGAUGGAAUCCUACGAUCUUCAUAAAGUCAGCACGCCGCCCCAGAGCAAAUUGAAGCUCGACUGGGUCUACGGGUACCGGGGCCGGGACUGCCGUAGUAAUUUACACCUGCUGCCGACCGGCGAGAUCGUAUACUUCGUCGCGGCGGUGGUCGUUCUGUACAACAUGGAGGAGCACAGCCAGAGGCACUACCUGGGUCAUACGGACGACGUCAAAUGCAUAGCGAUCCAUCCCAACAAACUGGUCGUCGCGACGGGGCAAGUAUGCGGAACGGAUCGCCGAGAUGCUAUGCCGCACAUCAGAAUAUGGAACUCGGUGAGCCUGACGACCUUGAGCGUGAUCGGCAACGGUGAGUUCGACGGGUCGAUCUGCUGUCUGUCGUUCUCCAAGGCCGACGGCGGGAAUUACCUGUGCGCCAUCGACGAGACCGCCGACCACAAUAUAUCGAUUUGGGAUUGGCAGAAGAGCGACCGCGGCACCAAAGUCACCGAGACGAAGUGCUCCGUCGACACGGUGGUUUGCGCCGAGUGGCAUCCGCUGGAACGGAACCAGAUCGUAUCUUGCGGCAAAGGACACGUGUCCUUCUGGUCCUUGGACAAUGGCGGCAUGCUGUACAAGCGUAUGGGCAUCUUCGAGAGCAGGGACAAGCCCAGGUACGUCACCUGCGUCGCCUUCAAUCAAAACGGCGACGUCCUCACCGGCGACAGCAACGGCAACAUCAUCGUCUGGGCCAGAGGUACUAACACAAUCUCGAGGUUAGUGAGAAAUCUCCACGAAGGAUCCAUCUUCUCCAUAUGCGUUCUCAAGAAUGGCAACAUCAUCACGGGCGGCGGGAAGGACGGCAGGAUUUUGCAUUUCGACGCGACUUUAAAUUUGACCGGCGAGGAGGCGCAGAUCGAGGAUCACUUUGGUGGGAUCCGAACGCUCUCGGAGGGAAGAGGCUCCCAAUUGCUGGUCGGCACGACGCGAAAUUGCAUUCUCGUCGGCGACGUUGAAAUGGGCUUCAACCCGGCCAUGUUGGGUCACGCCGAGGAGGUUUGGGGACUCGCGGCCCAUCCGACCCUGCCUCAAUUCGCCACCGCUGGGCACGACAGAUUGUUGCAAAUGUGGGACAGUCUGAGCCACACCGUAGUGUGGAGUAAAGACAUCGGGGAGCAAGCGCAGAGCAUUGUCUUUUCCCCGGACGGCAACGUCAUAGUCGUCGGUUGCGUGUCCGGGAAAUGGCUCGCUAUUGACAGCGAGACGCGAGAAUUGUACACGCACCACAGUGAUGGUUCCGAACCUCUACAGGCCGUGCAAUUCUCGCCCGAUGGUUCUCUGCUCGCACUGGGUUCCAGAGACAAUUACAUUUACAUCUACCAAGUGAACGACGACGCGACCAAGUACAGUCGAGUCGGACGGUGUAUGGGUCAUUCGAGUUUCAUAACUCAUCUGGACUGGUCCGUGGACGGUCAGUAUCUGCGCAGCAACAGUGGAGACUACGAAUUGCUAUACUGGAAUCCCGGCGUGUGUCGUCAAAUUCCACAACCGUCAAUGCUGAGGAACGUUGACUGGGCGACCCACACCUGCGUGAUAUCCUUCGAGACCAUCGGCAUCUGGCCGGAAGGUGCCGACGGGACCGACGUGAACAAUUGCACGCGGAGCGGCGACGGCAAACUCCUGGCUACCGGCGACGACUUUGGCAAAGUCAAGUUAUUCUCCCACCCGGCGUGUCAGCCGAAGUCACUCUACCAUUCCUACGGCGGUCACUCGAGUCACGUGACAAACGUGUCGUUCCUGCAGGACGAUUCCCGGCUGGUAUCGACCGGCGGCGCCGAUACCAGCGUUCUCCAGUGGAUAGUCAAUUGAGCGAAUAGUCCUUAAAGGAGCGGAUAACUUUUCCAAGUGCACUUCAGAGGAUAAUCGAACUGAGAAGAGGAAGGAGGGGGGGGGGCGGGGGGAUUCAUCGACGCGUCGCUUGGGAUGGAAAGGAACGAGCAUGCUCUUCGCCGCGUCAUCUACUUAAUCGCCGUGAUCGGGAGGAUCCAAACUAACGACGAUUUCGAUACCUCGCGGAUUUCUCGACGCGCGCUUUAUCUUCGUUCGAGUCGGGCGAGUUGGACUCGCGCGAGUGGAGCGGGUGUCGCGCGCGCGUGCGAUUCGCAUCGUCUCCUUCACCUACCUACCGGUAUCGGUAUCGGUGUGAUGUGGCACCGGCCACGUUUCUCUUUACAUUCGUGUCCAAUUAUCAACGCACCGUAUCAACGAGCGCCUGUCUCUGAGCGCGAUCAACGUUGUGCUCUGCUCUGAGUCUGCUUUCAUUCAAGGGUGCUUUACGUUCAAAGGUGCUGCUUUUUAUUCUCCUUAAGCAAGCUUCUUAAUUCGCCAACAAAUUCGCCGGUAAAAAGCUUCUCCCAGACGCUCGAUUUUCAUUCGCUAGCGUCUAAAAUUCAGAAGUCGCGGCGUCUGGUGAUUAAAGCUCAACAACAAAAGAGUUCAACUUUAUCGCGCCUUAAAAAUUUUAGCCGCUAGCGAACAAAAAUGCGUUGCUCAGGAGAAGCUUGCUCAGAACGAAUAAAAGAAGCACCGCGUAAAAAAUUGCCCUUAAUCGGACGAACGACGAUUUUUGCACGGCAAUCGCGAUUUUUGCCGCGUGCGCCUUUCCUCUGUCUCUUGGUUUCCUGCGAUUGCAGCACGACUGUUCGAUAUUUCUAUACGGCGCGAUCCGUCGCUCUCGUUGGUGAUUUAUACUACGAGCUAAGCGAGUAAAAUAAUUUAGUUUCCCUUGUUCUCUUUGCUUUUGGUUUUCUCCUUCUCGAUCGGCUUCAUAUGCAUACGUACACUUUACGAAGCUUUUUACACGAGUGGGGUCCUUAAACAUCUCCAAACGAUUAAAUGUCAUCCCCACUCUCUUCAUCCCCGUGAACAUGUACGCGCACACGCACACGUACGUGCGAGAUCCGUCGUGUAUCGAUCUCGCGCGCGCGCGCGCGCGAGAGAAAUGCCCAAAUGCGCGGACCACUGUUAACGCGGCGGCCGAGCUUCGGUCGGACGACGAUAUCUCGCUCGGCUCGCAACCGAGAUCGGCUCGGUAUAAUUUAAGGAAAAUGUACUUUGCAACGUCACCCGCGCAAUGUGGCGAAGGUACUCUCGCAUCGCGUUCUAACAUAGUGUUUCGAUACUCGAUACUUUCGCUUUCUCGUACUUCGCGCCGGCGCGGCGACGUUGCGAUUAUUUAUUUUUCAUACUCGACAACAGACGAAGGAAAGCUUUCCAAGCGAUUAAUUUAAGAAGCUAGAUGUUUAGAGAGAAGGAUUAUACCGAGAUACACAUAAGUAUGUAUACACGUAUAGUUUCGUUAUAAAUAUAUGUUACUGCAUAACGAUACACGCAUUUCGCGCGACUGGCCGAUCAAGCUGCGCAUCCGAGGAAAAUCCUUCGACGAUUUCGGCUCGCGCGUCAAGAGUCACACGCACACGCAUGUACGCGCGUACGUACGUACCUCACAUGUGUGCGCGAAGUAUGAAACCGAAAAGCCACCUGCCUCUCUCGAGCUAUUCCGGAUACAUUUUGAACGCGAUUGAAGACGAAUCUCGAGCGGACAAGCAAGCGCUUCUUCUUCUUCUUCUUCUUCUUCUUCUUCUUCUUCUUCUUCUUCUUCUUCUUCUUCUUCUUCUUCUUCUUCUUCUUCUUCUUCUUCUUUUUCUGCGACGAGAACGCAUCGAAAGUAACUAGUCGUGGACGAAAAGAUCGCGAGGCGCCCCGCGCAUUUUCAGGAGGGGGCGGGGGCAGGGAAACAAGAAAACACGAAAAACAGACACGGAGAAACGCAUCGUCGCAAAGCCGCAAACCAACUCACAGUGCCGUAUUAUGCCGUCCAAUAGGAAAGUACGUAGCGUUAUUAAUUCGCGACUCGACGGGUGGUGCUUUCGACGCGCGAUUGUCACGGCGGUUCGACGAGCGAGUAGGUAUAUUAUUACGAUUGCGGUAGGAUAAGUUGCGAGAGAGGAUAAGACGAAGAAAGAAAGAAAGAAAGAAAGAAAGAGAGAGAGAGAGAGAGAGAGAGAGAGAGAGAGAGAGAGAGAGAGAGAGAGACACGACGGGAGAAGGAAUAGAGAAGGAAAGAAGUACUUUUCGUACACGCUCGAACACGGUGAAUGUACGUUUAUCGCCUUUUUCCACGUAUUUUGCGGUCACAUAAUUUGUGCCGUCUCUUCUACCCCCCCCCUUGCCUCCUCUACUCCACCCUGCGCCUACUUUCCGCCUACCACCGUUCUCCUCUAUUUUGGCAUCAAUCCAAUCUUACCAAAGUCUUAACAGAGCAAUGAUAAUCACUUUAUUUUCACUCGUCGUCAACGUGUAAGAUAUAUCUAUAUAUUUUAUUUAUGUCCACGGUAAAAUAUAUACGCGUGUAUGCGUGUAUGCAUUAUGUAUGUAUCUUCGAGACAGAUAAAAUAAAUCGUCCUCCCGAGACAA